Molecule: messenger RNA, 2034 nt
Organism: Rana temporaria (common frog)
Lineage: Eukaryota; Metazoa; Chordata; Amphibia; Anura; Ranidae
Gene: GGT5
Product: gamma-glutamyltransferase 5
Exons: 12
Coding region: 272-1963 (563 amino acids)
Biological process (GO): glutathione catabolic process; leukotriene D4 biosynthetic process; inflammatory response
Cellular component (GO): plasma membrane
Molecular function (GO): leukotriene-C(4) hydrolase activity; glutathione gamma-glutamate hydrolase
Source: RefSeq, a predicted model, not a curated record
AAAACACUAAUCAUUGCAGAACUGUUCUGUGAAAGUACAAAAAGGACUAGGCUGCUAGGAAGGAAAAAAGCAAGGUCAGAGUGAACAAUUUAAGGAAGCAUUGAAGGGAAGGUAGACCCAGAUCACUAGUAAAGGCAUUAAAAUACAAGCAAAUAGAAAAAAAAAAAGAAAGAAGAUUAAGUAGAAGUUCAAGUCAAGCAAUAUCAGUAGAGGGCUAAGGAUCAGAGCAAUAAGAAUCAUUUCAGAGACAAGAACUCUAAAAUUUGGCAAAAUGACAGUAUCCCGUGGUUGGCUUUCUUUCAUUAUUCUCUUGCUGUUCAUACUUGCUGGAAUCAUUAUUGCCUUGGCGCUGGGAAUGAGUUGGGAGAAGCUUAGCUGCGACCGCGGCGGCUUCUUACAUGGAGCUGUGGCUGCUGACUCCGAGAUCUGCUCAGACAUAGGCAGGGACAUCCUGAAGCAAGGGGGCUCAGCUGUGGACAGUGCUAUAGCUGCCCUAAUUUGUACCACAGUAAUACAUCCACAGAGCAUGGGCCUGGGAGGUGGUGUCAUUUUCACUAUUUAUAAUGCCUCAACGGGAGAAGUGGAGGUGAUCAAUGCACGAGAAACUGUGCCUAGCAGGUCUCCACCCAAUCUCACUGAGCAGUGCUUCAACCCUGGGUUUGUGAAACCAGGAGUGCAAUGGAUUGGGGUACCUGGAGAGCUAAGAGGAUAUGAGACAGCACAUAAGCGACACGGGCGACUACCAUGGAAAUCACUCUUCGAACCAACAAUUAAGCUUGUGACGAAUGGAAUUCGGGUUUCAAGCCUUAUGAGCAAAUAUCUGUCUUUCUUUGAAAAGUUAAUUAAAAAACACUCGAUUUGUCAGCUGUUGUGUGAGAACAAACAGGUGCUAACGGAAGGACAGGCCAUAAACUUCACCCAGCUAGGGUAUACUCUUCGUGUGUUGGCAGAUGAAGGAGCUGACAGCUUCUACAAUGGAUCCAUCUCAAAGAAGAUUAUGGAGGACCUCCAUAAUGAGGGAAGUUUUUUGACUGCAGAAGACUUACAGAAUUACAAGGUGGAAAUCGUAAGACCUUUAAACUUUUCUCUUGGAUCCUACACUUUGUAUUCUCCUCCACCCCCAGCAGGAGGAGCUUUCAUUAGCUUCCUUCUCAAUAUACUAAAAGGUUAUCACUUUUCUGCAAGCUCUGUGCAGAGUGAGACAGAACAGAUACAGACCUACCAUUACAUCGCAGAAGCCUUUAAAUUUGCCAACGGACAAAAGAGACAACUGGCAGAGGGACUGGCAGCUGGUAACACAAAAGAGCUUUUAGAUACUCUGCUGUCACCAAGCUUUGCACAGAAUAUAAGAGAGAAGAUUGAUGACUCUGGUGAUCACACACUCAGUUUCUAUAAUGUGUCUUCUAUUCAUCCAGAAACAUUGGGCACCACUCAUAUCUCUGUCAUUACCAAAGAUGGGAGUUCGGUUUCUGUCACAAGCUCCAUCAAUCAUGUAUUUGGCGCAAUGGUUUAUUCACCAAGCACAGGGAUCAUCCUGAAUAAUCAGCUGGCAGAUUUCUGCAUUUCUUCUCUUUCACAGCCACUCAGGGCAGGGGAGCAGCCCCCAUCAUCCAUGACCCCAGCCAUUUUUCUGUCACAUGACAAGAAGUCUCAACUGGUAAUAGGCGGUGCUGGUGGGGUGAGGAUCAUAAGCGCCACUACACAGGCUAUAAUAAACAAGCUGUGGUUUGGCUACAACCUUGAAAAAGCCAUUUCGUUGCCUGUUUUCCAUGUCACGGCCCGCAACCAGCUAGAGUUUGAGCCACAUUUCAGCAAGGCAGUGCAACAAGGACUGCAAGAAAAAGGACAUAAAUUUAGCAACGUUUCAUUUGCUCUGAAUGUGGUCCAAGCAGUAUCCCAAGAGAAUGGAUGUUUAUUUGCCUUUUCAGAUAAGCGAAAAGAAGCAAAGGCUGCUGGUUAUUAAAAGAUUAAUAUGUAAGAUUAAUUUAAAUAAGAAGCACAAAUUAAAUUUCUAAUAAAGGAGAGUUAAAUAUA